AUGAACGAUUUUCUAGAGAGGUCGUUUGAAAUCCCCCCAGAGAUUUCGAGGAUGGUCAAGGCGCACCUGGAUUUCGACGAUGGGUUUUGGUGGACUGAAGACCUCGCCAGCUUUCCGCCAGCCAAUCCAACUCUAGCUUCCUUCUCCAAGGAUGCGGUUGACAGACCGCCCCCGAUUCUCAACGUUCUCGCAGCGAGCUGGAACAUGAUGGGUACGGCCUACAACUUCUGGCAGCUUCUCAAACUCAGCGGUGUAAUUUCGGGAAGCCGAGACGCUGAGGCUGCCAUGUACCCUAUAUUAUACCGUGCCAAGUUGCUUCUUCGAGAAACGCUCUUCUACGACCUCCAACAACCCGAUCCAGCAAUUCAAGGCGAGCCCAGUAACUCGACCUCUCACGCAUACUUUGACGAUGCUGACUCAUAUGGGCGCUUCCGUUUACUCUACAAUUGCAUGACGCAGUUCCUGCAAUCCUUCGACAGUUUGAUGCUGCGUCCUGGCGCUCUAGAACCCAAAGACUGGCUCGCCAUCUUCUUUGCACUCUGCAUUUUCAGCAUGGUCAAGACUAUCCUCGCGGACAGGGCGGCGGCGUCACGCUUCAAUUCAUCGCCGCAGCCCGGUAUACCAGCCAUGCAUGCUGUAUACAAAGCCUUAGUCAGCAUGUUUGCGUCGUCCACAAACAUGUUCUUAGACGGCCCAAGUGAUGUGGACAUGAACAGCGAUGAUCGCGAACUUUUGGUCUCAGUCGGAGUAUUCCUGGGCAGGAGGUCAUGGGCAGAGCGCGGUAUCUCCACGUCCAAAGAUUUUCUCAUGCUCCUCGGAAGCGGCGAGAGCGAAGGGGGUUUCUACAAUGGAUUUGUCAAGCAGCGAUCCCCAAUGAGAAAGGGAUCGUUGGUCCUACCACCUAUCACCAAGUCUGGGGAAGAAGCAAGGAAGCCUCUUCCGGACAUGCGGCCGCUUGCUGCUACUUGGGGGCCCCCGGUACACAGCCAACCGGACAGGGACAUAUAUGUCUUCAAGGGAGAGCCAGAUCGAAUGCUCACAUCACCGCAGGCUAUGGAGAAUCCGGCGAGGCGACACACGGUGGCAGGCAGCCCUACGUUCGUGAGGCAGGGCCCCCGGGUGCUAACGUCGCCAAUUCCGGCGCCCAGGAUACGAACCUCAUACCAGCGGCCGCCGCUGCGAAGAGUUUAUUGUACGAAAUGCAACGAGUAUCCAGAAGGGUUCCGAGGGGAACACGAGUUGAGGAGACAUAACGAUGCUAAACACGCCGCUCUGGUCAAGAGAUGGGUAUGCGCACAGCCAGCAGAACCUCCCAGCUCACCUCAGCCGGUAAUACCCCUGGCUAAGUGCAAAGCCUGCGUCACUCAGAAGCGCUAUGGAGCCUACUACAAUGCCGCUGCGCAUCUCAGAAGAGCCCAUUUCAACCCACAUCGCGGCGGCAAGGCCAGUGGAGACUGGCCGCCCAUGUCCAUCCUGAAAGAUUGGAUGCGCGAAGUCAGGCAGUCGAUCGAUGUGCAAGACCAAGAUGACGGGUCCAGCGGUGAUGACGAAGCACAGGACUACAAGUCAGUCCAGGAGUUUAUCUCGCCGCCACAUCGCCGGUCCCCUGUCUUAGAGACGCCGCGUCUUGCGCCGGCGCCUCCCGUACCUCCGCAAGCACACGGCCCGCCAUUACUUGCGCCGUCUCUUGACAGGAUCAACCCGGUUGGCCCGCCGCCUAUCAUCAUCCAGAGCACGCAGAGCGCCUUUCUCGCGCCCAUUCCGGCUGUUAAGAGCGAUGAUCCGCAGCAUGCACCGGGCUCCUCCUCAUCCGUCCGGAACCGCUGUCCUCACCCUGAAUGCGGUCGAGUCUUCAAGGAUCUAGCCGCCCACAUGCUGACUCAUAUGGAGGAACGACCGGAAAAGUGUCCUAUCGAGACAUGCGAGUACCAUAUCAAGGGGUUUGCACGCAAAUAUGACAAGAAUCGUCAUGCGCUAACACAUUACAAGGGCACCAUGGUGUGCCCCUUCUGCCCGGGGGCUGGGGGUCCCUAUGAAAAAGCGUUCAACCGGGCGGACGUCUUCAAGCGUCACCUGACAACCGUUCACAACGUCGAGCAGACACCGCCUAACAGCCGAAAAAUGAUCCUGACCACAACUGGACGAGCGGUUGGUGCCGGAGCCAAGUGCAGCAUCUGCCAGAGCCAAUUCGCCACAGCUCAAGAAUUCUACGAGCAUCUGGAUGACUGCGUUCUGAACGUCAUUGUUCCGUCGACACCCAAGACCGCUGGAAGCGGGAGCGGCAAUGCCAGCGCGAGGAAAGACUCAACCACAAGGACGCCGACGACAGCGAGUACAGAAAGGGGCAAGGAUCUGGAUACGGAGAUUGAGCCGCGGAACUCUCGCGAUAACGUACUGCCGCAGGCAUCCCGUCAGCAAGAUGUCAGCAUGGACCGGUACGAGCGCGAGCGCAGCGCGAGCGACGAGCAAAUGCGAAAAUUCAAUUCAUAUCCUGUUGCCGUCAAAGAAGGGGAGUCCAUGCAGGCUCAGCGGGAGGAACUACCCCCGGAUACGCAGGCACCACAAGCAUCCUCUCCUUCACCUCUUCCUCGUGAGCAUGGGGAGGCACCAGAUCAGAAACCGGAUCCAGAACAGAGGCUUAAAUCUGAAUCUAAAGCUGAGAUCCAAGUUGCUGUCCCGCGUCCAGAUGAAGAAGCGAUGGAGAUUGAGGCAGCAGAAUCAAGCAGACCAACAACUCAGCCCGAUCCGCCGUCCAACGCUGCGACCAUCGCCGAAGCGAAACGCCAAGUGAUGCGCCCGGAGGUCACGCUCGGCUCACCCGCACCGCCGGAUGUUAUGGACACGGAUUAG
Messenger RNA from Canariomyces notabilis, 2850 nucleotides. RefSeq lists its product as uncharacterized. Lineage: Eukaryota; Fungi; Ascomycota; Sordariomycetes; Sordariales; Chaetomiaceae. The coding region runs from base 1 to 2850 and encodes 949 amino acids. The record is from RefSeq and is a predicted model, not a curated record. The transcript has a single exon.